AUGCGGAAGCUGUUGACCAAAGUGUACCACCAUCAAAUGGCUUCAACGGGGUUGGCUGGAAUUGCGAUAGUCCUUGGCACUGCUGAUGUUCUCCAUGCCUUUGCCAUUAUAGAGAAGGAGGACGUGUUCAAGAAGACCCCUUGCCCAGCUUUUCUGAUGUUUGAAAAUGCUGCUUACUUGGCCGACAUGAGCUUUGAGUUGCCUUGCAAUUGCAAGCCCGAGGAGGUCACUUCUGUGGUUUGGUACUUUCAGAAGAACAUGGGCAGACACCGGACUAAGGUCUUGACAGACUUUGAUGGCACUUUGGUUGUGGACUCGAGCCACAUCAAGAGAGGCGUUGACAUGCUCCGGCGCUUCAGCAUCAGGAUGUUCAGCCUCAUUGUCUUCCGCGUUCAGGUGGAAGAUUCAGGGCACUACAUUUGUGGCACCAAGAAAGGGGAUUUCUUCUAUGGCUAUGAUGUAGACGUGCAGACUUCCAAAAACAUAGCUGUUGCCUUUGCAGAUGAGGAUCAGCACCCACAAAAGGACUUCAACAGAACACACUUUGUAGUCUUCACCGUCUUCUGGGAAUGGACCAAGUGCAAUCGCUGCGAUGUCAGAGGUGAGCAGCGGAGAGUUGGGCUUUGCUAUGUGCAGAGCCCCUAUCUGCUCAGGCGAUACCGUACUACCAUACCAGAGGUGGCUUCCUGUGGCUCCAAGUCUGUCCCAAAGCAGUUUCGGGGGGUUCCGAAUAGGAAGCCUGAGGUCGUUAUCCGAAGUUGCAUGGCACCUUGCAGGAAAAAGAUGUCCUCCAUGGGAGAGGCAUCCAUCUCAGAUGUCAUCUCCAAGCUUGGGGAAAAACCCUGGGUUCCCGACAUCCCUAUCCAAUUCCACAAGCAAUCCCUUGGCACUGGGCUGAUCAUAGCCUGCCCUGGUGCCAGGCCAGAGCAUGCUGUGGCUUGGGACAAAGACUCAACCCGGAUGUACCUCACCAGGUUCCUUACCGGGGUCAACAAGAGCAUGAGGGUCUUCAUUGACCACGGAAACCAUCUGCACAUACGCUUUGCCCAGAUGGAUGACAGAGGAGUCUACUACUGCUGGCGAGAGGGACAACUGGUGGCUGGCUUUCGGCUCGCUGUUGUGUACGAGAGCCGCCACAAGAGAAGCAUUGAUGAUCCUGAGACACAAUACGCCAUCAAGGCCAUCUUCACCAGCUAUGUCUUCAUCACCCUCCUCUUUGUCAGCAUCCACAUUGUCCGCUGCUGUGUUUACGCCUUCAGGUGCACAUCUGUGGAAUAG
This is a messenger RNA of Podarcis lilfordi (Lilford's wall lizard), 1278 nucleotides long. The record is from the annotation of a GenBank genome assembly. Lineage: Eukaryota; Metazoa; Chordata; Lepidosauria; Squamata; Lacertidae.